Erinaceus europaeus (western European hedgehog) is the source of this 2332-nucleotide messenger RNA. It is a transcript of the gene U2AF2, whose product is annotated as U2 small nuclear RNA auxiliary factor 2. Gene Ontology annotation, molecular function: pre-mRNA 3'-splice site binding; poly-pyrimidine tract binding. Gene Ontology annotation, biological process: mRNA processing. The transcript is spliced from 12 exons. Bases 361 to 1788 code for a protein of 475 amino acids. Lineage: Eukaryota; Metazoa; Chordata; Mammalia; Eulipotyphla; Erinaceidae. Gene Ontology annotation, cellular component: nuclear speck; U2AF complex; commitment complex. The record is from RefSeq and is a predicted model, not a curated record.
AGGGCUGCGCGCCGAGCCCCGCGAACACCCCCGGAGGCGCCGGUCUACGGAAAGCCACGAACGCCCGGGACGCCCGCGAGCUCGCCGCCUCGGGAGUUUCCGGAAGCGGCCGGAGGCGACCCCGCCGCCCGUCGUCCGCGAUCCGGAAAGAGCCGAGCCGUUCGCCGCCCGCCCGAGUGGGCGGGGCCGCCGGCGGGCGGGGCGGAGCCGCGGGCGGGCGGGGCCGGCAGAGGCGGCGGGGCGCCGGGGCGGCCGGAAGUAGCCGAGGCGCGCGGCGGAAGUAGCCGAAUCUGCCGGAGCGGGCGGGCGGCGAGGCGAGGCGAGGCGAGAGCGCACAGGGCCCCGCGCGGCCGCCGCAACAUGUCGGACUUCGACGAAUUCGAGCGGCAGCUCAACGAGAACAAGCAAGAGCGGGACAAGGAGAACCGGCACCGCAAGCGAAGCCACAGCCGCUCCCGCAGCCGGGACCGCAAGCGCCGGAGCCGCAGCCGCGACCGCCGGAACCGCGACCAGCGCAGCGCCUCCCGGGACCGGCGGCGGCGGAGCAAGCCCUUGGCCAGAGGCGCCAAAGAGGAGCAUGGUGGACUGAUACGCUCCCCCCGCCACGAGAAGAAGAAGAAGGCCCGAAAGUACUGGGACGUGCCGCCCCCGGGCUUCGAGCACAUCACCCCCAUGCAGUACAAGGCCAUGCAAGCUGCUGGUCAGAUUCCGGCCACGGCCCUCCUCCCCACCAUGACUCCUGACGGUCUGGCCGUGACCCCGACGCCGGUGCCCGUGGUCGGCAGCCAGAUGACCAGGCAGGCCCGGCGCCUCUACGUGGGCAACAUCCCUUUUGGCAUCACUGAGGAAGCCAUGAUGGACUUCUUCAACGCUCAGAUGCGCCUGGGAGGGCUGACCCAGGCCCCCGGGAACCCCGUCUUGGCUGUGCAGAUUAACCAGGACAAGAACUUUGCCUUCUUAGAGUUCCGCUCAGUGGACGAGACGACCCAGGCCAUGGCCUUCGACGGCAUCAUCUUCCAGGGCCAGUCGCUGAAGAUCCGCAGGCCUCACGACUACCAGCCCCUGCCUGGCAUGUCGGAGAAUCCCUCCGUCUACGUGCCCGGAGUUGUGUCCACGGUGGUCCCUGACUCUGCCCACAAGCUGUUCAUCGGGGGCUUACCCAACUACCUGAACGACGACCAGGUCAAAGAGCUGCUCACGUCCUUCGGGCCCCUCAAGGCCUUCAACCUGGUCAAGGACAGUGCCACGGGGCUCUCCAAGGGCUACGCCUUCUGUGAGUACGUGGACAUCAACGUCACAGACCAGGCCAUCGCCGGGCUGAACGGGAUGCAGCUGGGAGAUAAGAAGCUGCUCGUGCAAAGGGCAAGUGUGGGAGCCAAGAAUGCCACGCUGGUGAGCCCCCUGAGCACCAUCAACCAGACGCCGGUGACGCUGCAGGUGCCGGGCCUGAUGAGCUCGCAGGUGCAGAUGGGCGGCCACCCGACCGAGGUGCUGUGCCUCAUGAACAUGGUGCUGCCGGAGGAGCUGCUGGACGACGAGGAGUACGAGGAGAUCGUGGAGGACGUGCGCGACGAGUGCGGCAAGUACGGCGUCGUCAAGUCCAUCGAGAUCCCCCGGCCCGUGGACGGCGUGGAGGUGCCCGGCUGCGGGAAGAUCUUCGUGGAGUUCACGUCCGUGUUCGACUGCCAGAAGGCCAUGCAGGGCCUGACGGGUCGCAAGUUCGCCAACAGAGUGGUUGUCACCAAGUACUGUGACCCCGACUCGUACCACCGCAGGGACUUCUGGUAGAGGGUGGGGAGGGCGGGGCAGGGCCGGCCGGGGCUUCUCCCCUCCCGCCCUCGCCCCACGACCCUCCGAAGAAGCAGCAGCAGCGAGCAGCAGAGUGAGAAGCAGCGAAGAAGCGAGCAGAGCAGAGCGACGCGACGGGCCGCGAUGGCGGGGCGGGGCGGGGCGGGGCGGGGCGGCAAGUGUGCGGGGCCCCGCUGUCGCCUUCGGCGCUCACGGCUCGGGUGGGGGGGUCGGCGGGGCGGGGAGGGCCGCGAGCUGGCAGGGUAGGACCCCGCGCCCCACCGCCCGUCCGGAGGCCGCCCCGCCCCGCCCGGCCCCGCCCCCACCGUAGAAACCGCGUGUUUAUAUUUUCUGGCCAAACAAGCGACUGGGAGUUCUGUUCGCCCGCCCGCCCGGUGCCCCGGGGACCCCGCCCGCCCGCCCGCCCGCCCCACCUUCUUACUUAGUUGGCCGUCCCUUAGCCCCCGUCCCGCCGGCCCCUCCUCUGUGGCAGUUUCAUAUUUGCUAAGACGAAUUUGCUCAUUAAACAUUUUGUUGUAUUUUA